UGACACCCACCUCGGCCGCGCGAUCGUACGGGUCCCGCCAUUCGCAGGCACGCGCGCGCGCGCCACGGGCCGAGCCCAGGGCAGCUGGCUGACAGUUCGCACUCGGAAGCCACCCGCUCCGAUCUCGCCGCGCUCAUGGCAUCUCCAGGCUCCGGCUUUUGGUCCUUCGGCUCCGAAGAAGCUUCUGGGGACCCCGAGAAUCCAGGCACAGCGAGAGCCUGGUGUCAGGUAGCACAGAAGUUCACGGGCGGCAUCGGGAACAAGCUGUGCGCCCUGAUCUACGGAGACGCGGAGAAGCCGGCGGAGAGCGGCGGGAGCGAGCCCCCGAGGGCCACCUCGAGGAAGACCGCCUGCACCUGUGACCAGAAGCCCUGCAGCUGCCCCAAAGGCGAUGUCAACUACGCGUUUUUACACGCAACAGACCUGCUUCCAGCCUGUGAUGGAGAAAGGCCCACUUUGACAUUUCUGCAAGACGUUAUGGACAUUUUGCUUCAGUAUGUGGUGAAAAGUUUCGAUAGAUCAACCAAAGUGAUUGAUUUUCAUUACCCUAAUGAGCUUCUUCAAGAGUAUAAUUGGGAAUUGGCAGAACAACCACAAAAUUUGGAGGAAAUUUUGAUGCAUUGCCAAACAACUCUGAAAUAUGCAAUUAAAACAGGGCAUCCCAGAUACUUCAAUCAGCUCUCCACUGGAUUGGAUAUGGUUGGAUUAGCAGCAGACUGGCUGACAUCAACAGCAAAUACCAACAUGUUCACCUAUGAAAUUGCUCCAGUAUUUGUGCUUUUGGAAUAUGUCACGCUAAAGAAAAUGAGAGAAAUCAUUGGCUGGCCAGGGGGCUCUGGCGAUGGGAUAUUUUCUCCUGGUGGCGCCAUAUCUAACAUGUACGCCAUGCUCAUCGCUCGCUUUAAGAUGUUCCCAGAAGUCAAGGAAAAAGGAAUGGCCGCAGUCCCCAGGCUCAUUGCCUUCACAUCUGAACAUAGUCACUUUUCUCUCAAGAAGGGAGCCGCAGCCUUGGGUAUUGGAACCGACAGCGUGAUUCUGAUUAAAUGUGAUGAGAGGGGGAAAAUGAUUCCAUCUGAUCUUGAAAGACGAAUCCUUGAAGUCAAACAAAAAGGAUUCGUUCCUUUCCUUGUGAGUGCAACAGCUGGUACCACUGUGUAUGGAGCAUUUGACCCUCUCUUAGCUGUUGCUGACAUUUGCAAAAAGUACAAGAUCUGGAUGCAUGUGGAUGCAGCGUGGGGUGGGGGACUACUGAUGUCCCGGAAACACAAGUGGAAAUUGAGCGGCGUGGAGAGAGCCAACUCUGUGACAUGGAAUCCACACAAGAUGAUGGGGGUCCCGUUGCAGUGCUCUGCUCUCCUGGUCAGAGAAGAGGGACUGAUGCAGAGCUGCAACCAGAUGCAUGCCUCCUACCUCUUUCAGCAAGACAAGCACUAUGACCUGUCCUAUGACACUGGAGACAAGGCCUUACAGUGUGGACGCCAUGUCGAUGUUUUUAAGUUAUGGCUAAUGUGGAGGGCAAAAGGGACUAUUGGAUUUGAAGCACAUAUUGAUAAAUGUUUGGAGCUAGCAGAGUAUUUGUACAACAUCAUAAAAAACCGAGAAGGCUACGAGAUGGUGUUUGAUGGAAAGCCUCAGCAUACAAAUGUCUGUUUCUGGUAUGUGCCGCCCAGUUUGCGGAUGAUGGAAGACAAUGAAGAGCGAAUGAGCCGCCUCUCAAAGGUGGCUCCAGUGAUUAAAGCCAGAAUGAUGGAGUAUGGAACCACAAUGGUCAGCUACCAGCCUCUGGCAGAUAAGGUCAAUUUCUUCCGUAUGGUCAUCUCAAAUCCUGCAGCAACUCACCAAGACAUUGACUUCCUGAUUGAAGAAAUAGAACGCCUGGGACAAGAUUUAUAAUAUCUUAGUUCACUAAGCUAUUUCAAGUCUCUAGGUAGACAAUUAAGUUGUCACGAGUUGUGUGAAUGUAUUUGUAGUUUGUUCCAAAGUAAAUCUAUUUCUAUAUUGUGGUGUCAAAGUACAGUACAGUUUCAAACUCAAGAAAACAUUGUUCCUUUUAAAAAUCCUUUCUUAAGUUUAGAAUACCUCUCUAAUAAUCAGUGACAAAAGGCUGUGUUUAACCAAUAAGGAAAAAGCUUAAAAUUAUUAUAAAUACUUCCUUUAACUCAAUAUAGUUUGCAAAUCAAGUUUUAUUUUCCCUUUAAUGUUAGUAAGAUUGAAUAGUGCCAAAAUGCCCCUGAAUCAUCAUAGGUUCUUUGGGGUGCAGAGAAAAGGAUAAAGUAAACAUAAAAUAUAUGUUGAAAAUAAAUAAAAAAAAAAACUCUUGCCUUUUUCAUAGUAUUAGAAAAAAAUUUCUAAUUUACCUAUAGCAACAUUUCAAAUGUAUUUAAAUACAUAUAAUUUUACAAAAGGAAAAUAUAUAUUAAAAAUAAAUCCUAUUUUGUAACAUAGAUUUUAUUUUAUAUGGGUUAUACAAAGUGCAGGGGCAGAUAUAAAAAACUAAGUCAGAUUUUAUUUCUCUUUAUUUUAAUAGAGGCACAAAAAACACUUAGCAAAGUUAUUUUGAACUAUAGAGGCCCACGCAAUUCUUAAAAAGUUAGAUUCCUUCUUUCUAGUCAUGUUGUAGCUUAUAAAAUCUAUAAGGUUAGUAUUGUAAGAUAAAUACAAAAGAAUACUGCAAGUG
Molecule: messenger RNA, 2677 nt
Organism: Suncus etruscus (white-toothed pygmy shrew)
Lineage: Eukaryota; Metazoa; Chordata; Mammalia; Eulipotyphla; Soricidae
Gene: GAD2
Product: glutamate decarboxylase 2
Exons: 16
Coding region: 136-1893 (585 amino acids)
Biological process (GO): GABA shunt
Cellular component (GO): cytoplasm
Molecular function (GO): pyridoxal phosphate binding; glutamate decarboxylase activity
Source: RefSeq, a predicted model, not a curated record